AUGACGCUCUCACUCCCAAAGAUUGGGAUCCUUUCCGUCGGAGACAUGGGGAUGGGCAUCGCUAAACUGCUUGUCUCCAAAGGCUUCUUAGUCGCCACAAAUGGUCAAGGUAGGAGCCCGGCAACAAUCGCCAGAGCCCGCAGCGCCAACGUUGAGGUCCUAAGCUCCGACGUUCACCUUGUUGAGUCGCGACCGUUCAUCCUCUCCGUCGCACCACCGCGAGACGCGCUCAGCAUCGCUCGACGCAUCAUCGACGCGGCAGCAACAACAAAACUAGAAAAGCCGCUUUACUUCAUCGACCUCAAUGCCGUCUCGCCAGCCACCUGCAAGCAAAUGAGCCAGAUGUUCAAAGAAGCCAAGAGUCCCGUCCGUUUUGUCGAUGGCUGCAUCAUCGGCGGGCCGCCAAAUCUCAAGCUCAAUAGCGCAGCGGAGCAAUGGUACGUCCCAAGCAUGCCGGCAUCCGGACGGUAUCCCAUCAGCGAAGCAUGCGCAGAGCUCGCAGAGGCAUUGAACAUGCGCCACAUCUCAACCGAGGUCGGCGCAGCGAGCGGGUUGAAGAUGUGCUUCGCGACGACGACCAAGGGCUUCAUGGGUUUGGCGAUUCAGGCAUUCACCACAGCGUCCAAGCUCGGUGUCGUGGAUGAGCUGCGCAACGAGAUGAGUGAGGCGGCGCCGGGCUUGCUCGAUUUUGCUGAAAAGUCUGUCCCGCUUGUGCCGCCAAAGUCGUACCGGUGGGUGCGGGAGAUGGAGGAGAUCUCCAAUACCCACCGCGCCGAGGGCGGCUUUGAGGCUGAGAAUGAUGUGUUCCGCGGCAUGGCGGAUGAUCCCGUCCUAGGUACCGAGAAGGUUGGGGAGAGGAAACGGGGGACGACGAUCGACGAUCUGGCUGCUGCGCUUGGGGACGGCUUGGCCACCAGAAAGCAAGAUAAGUCUGAUUGA
Molecule: messenger RNA, 939 nt
Organism: Colletotrichum paranaense
Lineage: Eukaryota; Fungi; Ascomycota; Sordariomycetes; Glomerellales; Glomerellaceae
Exons: 2
Coding region: 1-939 (312 amino acids)
Molecular function (GO): NADP binding; oxidoreductase activity, acting on the CH-OH group of donors, NAD or NADP as acceptor
Source: RefSeq, a predicted model, not a curated record